CCUAACCAACAUUGACGUAAUUGUGGUAUAUAAGGACCAACUGGCCAGUCACAAAGCUCUGGAUAUCUCGGGCAGGCCACACCAGACCAGACCCCGAAGUCACGUCUUUUCAUCGUUCCGCCUAGUUACAACUCUGUCACGAUAACAAUUACUCGACACCCCUGCCUACCGAAAACAUUGUACCGUCGAAAGCUGCGCCGUUUGAAUAUCGCUUUAUACACCGUUCCUUUGCGAUACGUUCCAUCUCUUUCGCGUGACGCGUGACAUCCGAUAGCGCUUCGCCAUGUCGUCAGACUACCAGGCAGCCCUCACAGAGGAAGCUACAGGACAGAGCAUGCUUCCAUUAUCGCGGAUAAAGAAGAUCAUCCAGCUGGACGAGGACAUUGCGCAAUGCUCACAUAAUGCUACGUUUCUGAUCGCAAUUGCUACAGAACUAUUUAUCCAAUACCUGGCUGAACAAGGCUACAACGUCGUCAAAUCCGAGCGCAAACCGCGCAAGACCAUCCAAUACAAAGAUCUCGCAACGGCCGUUUCCCGAAUCGAUAAUCUCGAGUUCCUCGCCGAUGUGAUACCCAAGACUACCACUUAUAAACAAUUCAAAGAAAAGAGAGCGCGCGAGAUCACGCAGGAUUUACCGAUCAUUGAAAAAGGCCAGACGACAUUGAACGGCGCAGGGUCAGACGCGAAUGGAGCGAAGAGCCUCCCAGCAGAGCAGACUGUCGCGCCGCCUCAUGUCAACGGGAGCCAGGCGGUUGCUCCAGCCGAAUCGCCCAUGCCAACGGUGUCGAUGAUGAUCGGGCGGACUGUGGAAACAGGGCCAUCUGCGAAUAGAGAGGUGGAAAUGACGGGGUAGUCUUGUAUCAAAUAUUGGGAAUGAUGGAGUCUUGUGUCAAUUUGGUUUUGCAUUGCAGGGGUGAUCUUUUUAUGAAUUAGGCAAAGUAUUUAUUCAUAUAUUUUCAGUUAAGAAUAUACUCUUAUAUUAAAUC
Molecule: messenger RNA, 986 nt
Organism: Talaromyces proteolyticus
Lineage: Eukaryota; Fungi; Ascomycota; Eurotiomycetes; Eurotiales; Trichocomaceae
Product: putative histone-like transcription factor
Exons: 4
Coding region: 284-853 (189 amino acids)
Cellular component (GO): CHRAC; nucleus
Molecular function (GO): protein heterodimerization activity
Source: RefSeq, a predicted model, not a curated record